CUCGCACCCGCACCGUGUUGCACGUCCAUGUUUCUCCGAAACAGCUUGGCCGCGUCCUCUCGGCUUCUCCCGGCUCUUCGGCCUGCUUCUGUCGCCGCCAUGAGCACUGGCACCUUCGUCGUGUCGCAGCCGCUCAAUUACCGCGGCGGGGCCCGCGUGACUCCAGCGGACGCCUCCGGCUCCGAGAAGGCGUUCGAGCCGGCCACGGGGCGAGUGAUAGCUACUUUCUCAUGUUCUGGAGAAAAGGAAGUAAAUUUGGCUGUUCAAGAUGCAAAGGCUGCUUUUAAAAUAUGGAGUAAAAAAUCUGGCAUGGAGCGAUGUCGAAUUCUUUUGGAGGCUGCCAGGAUCAUAAGGGAACGGAAGGAUGAACUCGCUACCAUGGAGACCAUCAACAAUGGCAAGUCCGUCUUUGAGGCCCGCUUGGACAUUGACACCUCCUGGCAGUGUCUGGAGUACUUUGCAGGCCUGGCUGCAUCCAUGGCUGGUGAACACAUCCAGCUCGCCGGUGGGUCGUUUGGCUAUACCAGAAGGGAGCCUCUCGGAGUAUGUGUGGGGAUAGGAGCCUGGAACUACCCCUUCCAGAUUGCCUGCUGGAAGUCAGCCCCGGCGUUGGCCUGCGGUAACGCCAUGAUCUUUAAACCAUCUCCCUUCACGCCUGUCUCUGCACUGCUGCUGGCUGAAAUCUAUACCCAGGCUGGUGCACCUCCCGGGCUCUUCAACGUGGUGCAGGGAGGGGCAGCCACAGGCCAGUUUCUGUGUCAGCAUCGUGAUGUGGCCAAAGUCUCCUUCACUGGAAGUGUGCCCACUGGCACAAAGAUCAUGGAGAUGUCAGCUAAAGGAAUCAAACCCGUGACCUUGGAACUUGGAGGCAAAUCUCCCCUGAUCAUUUUCUCAGACUGUAAUUUGCAAAAUGCUGUGAAGGGGGCACUGAUGGCUAACUUCCUCACACAAGGAGAGGUUUGUUGUAAUGGCACAAGGGUAUUUGUGCAAAAGGAAAUCCUUGACAAGUUUACAGCGGAAGUGGUGAAACAGACCCAAAGUAUAAAAAUUGGAGAUCCCCUUCUGGAAGACACAAGGAUGGGGCCUCUUAUCAACCGACCGCACCUGGAGCGAGUCCUUGGAUUUGUUAAAGUGGCAAAGGAGCAGGGUGCUAAAGUGUUGUGUGGUGGAGACCCAUAUGUACCCGAAGAUCCCAAAUUGAAGGAUGGAUAUUACAUGAGUCCCUGUGUGCUAACUAAUUGCAGAGAUGACAUGACCUGUGUAAAAGAGGAGAUCUUUGGACCAGUUAUGUCCAUUUUAUCAUUCGACACAGAAGCCGAGGUUCUGGAACGAGCUAAUGACACCACUUUUGGACUAGCUGCUGGGGUCUUCACCAGGGACAUCCAGCGUGCUCACAGAGUGGCGGCCGAGCUUCAGGCUGGAGUGUGCUUCAUCAACAACUACAAUGUCAGUCCCGUGGAGUUGCCCUUUGGUGGAUACAAGAAGUCAGGGUUUGGCAGAGAGAAUGGCCGCGUGACCAUUGAGUACUACUCACAGCUCAAGACUGUGUGCGUGGAGAUGGGUGAUGUGGAGUCUGCUUUUUGAAGACAAGCGGUCAGCCUGGCCAGGCUGUGGACUGUGGACUGUGCGAGGCCGUUGAGCUGCAUACUGCUUUAAAUCCAGAUGGGUGGCCGUUCAGGACAGGGGAAUGGCCAGUGUUAUUCUUCACCUGCCAAUCAUCUUCCUAAUUGAAAAUGUGACAAGUGCCUUUUAGAUAUUAAUCGAGAAUGUUGUGAAUUAAUCUGUAAGAGCCAGCAACAUGAUUCUGGAGCACGAGUUGAACAGGAUUGCAUCAACGCAUAUCUGACUGUGGUUACUGUCCAUUUCCUAGCUGGCUUUAAAGUUUGUUCCUGGUGGAGUCAGUCAGUACAGAUGAUUUCUGCUCCCUGACAUUAAGUCCUGGCCCCUUAUCACCCCUCUGAGAGAGCUGAUGGGGAGGGAAGGGCAGAGAUAACAGAUGGGUCACUGCUGUGUGAAUGUGAACUUGCAGGGCUAGCACCUCAUUUCCACCUAGAGCUGUCUCCAGCCCUUGAGGCAGAGUGUGCUCUCCGGGAUGGAAGAGUGGCCAGUACUGUACACGUUGGUGCGUUACGGUAGCAUACUAAAAUUAAAUCACCCUGGUCAUCCUUUCAUGUCAUGCUUUGAAACUAAACACAUCUUAAUAUCAUAGUCUGACCAAGGAUAGGGCUGAUGUUACAAGUACAGGACAGAGGAUUUGAUCUUGUUUGCAAUGAGGACAAGAGGGCCUAUAGCGGUUGCUGUAAUAAAACUCAUAUGGCCCAGGUGAGCUCAGGCUCCCCAGCCUCUGGGGCAGAGCCUGGCCUCCAAGAGCUGUUGGGUGGCUGUGGCCUGUAGGGCUUCAGGGCCUUGCCGUGUCCUCCCUCCGCUGCUUCCUUCCUGGAGGUCAGUUAUGAGAAUUGUUGCAGUGACUGUGGAGUGAGAGGGCCACAGCCAGCUGUCUGGAUCCCCAGGAAAGCUGGUAAUGGUAAUCAUUCUGAGAGUGAGGGCCUCACAGCCAGGGGAGAAGCUGGCUUAAGUCUGAAUCUGGAGGCCUGAGAACCAGGAGCACAGGUGUCUGAGAGCAGGCCAAGAUGGAGGUCUCAGCACAGAGGGAGAGCUCACCCUUCCUCUGCCUCUUUUGUUUGGGCCUUGAAUGAAUUGAAUGCUGCCCACCCACAUGGGUGAGGGCCUCCUGCUUUACUCAGUUCAGAUGCUAAUGAUUUCUGGAAACAUGCUCAUCAUCCAGGCACCUAGAAGUAAUGUUUCACUAGCCAUCUGGGCAUGUUCCAUUUGACACUUGACCAUCACAGUAGCUCAUUUUGUGGUCAUAAAUAAGGCAUGAUUCUUGUUAUUGGGCCUGUGUCUAAUUACAUAUGAUGAUAGGCAAAUUCUGUCCAUAUAAACCACAAGACCACUUGAAUCCUCUUCACAGAGGAUGCAGAUACAACACUGGGCAAGCCAACAGAAUGUUCUCACUCAAUCUUAGGGGAUUCAAGUGUGACUUAGACACUGGGAGAAAACUAGUUUCUGCCAAUUCCUCAAAGAGAAACCGGGGGAGGGAGCCAACAGAAGUGUGUCCUCUGUUCAGGCCCUGGGCCCCUCCCAGUGCUACAGUGAGCACAAGAAGACGUUUCUAGGCAGAGAAACUAUUCACAUACAAAAGGUAGCACAGGCCCCUUUUCUCCCUUUGAUUUUCACUGUGGGUACUCCUAAAUCUACCACUCUCUAAUAUGAAAAUCUGGCCAUGAAAGUUGGUUUAAAUUAAUGACAUCACCCAUUUAAGUCAACUAAGGAUGGUCCAGAAAACUGGGAGCAGUGAGUCCUUCCUGCCCAGUUGUGAGUUUAACUUCUACAACAAUCCCAGGCUGGUUAGGUUCAUCUUCAGUUCUCUAAGGUAAUUAUGGAGUCGUCGAUAGAUUUUUACAGGCAUUGAUGCUGAGUUGGGACAGACCAGCUUUCUCUCAGGAUUUCUCUGGCUGUCUCUUGUAGUUGUACCACUCAGAGCAACAUCGCCCUAUGUCCCUCAGCACAGGUGACCCCAUCACAUGCACGCACGCCCUGUGCUCUCUGGGCCCAGGUGUCUGUAAUUCUAGGUGUGCGUGUAAUUCUAGGUGUGCGUGCAAGACUGCAGGUGCCAGUCACAUGCUAAUGUGGGAAGGCAUAAAAGGCCUGAUUUUUAAUUCAUUUACUCUACAGCUUUCCGCUGAUUAAAAGUGAUUUCUUUCUUUUUUACAUUGAAA
This is a messenger RNA of Condylura cristata (star-nosed mole), 3779 nucleotides long. RefSeq names its product aldehyde dehydrogenase 9 family, member A1 (gene ALDH9A1). The transcript has 11 exons. Gene Ontology annotation, molecular function: 4-trimethylammoniobutyraldehyde dehydrogenase (NAD+) activity; aminobutyraldehyde dehydrogenase (NAD+) activity. Lineage: Eukaryota; Metazoa; Chordata; Mammalia; Eulipotyphla; Talpidae. The coding region runs from base 28 to 1584 and encodes 518 amino acids. The record is from RefSeq and is a predicted model, not a curated record.